Glossina fuscipes is the source of this 1255-nucleotide messenger RNA. RefSeq names its product 40S ribosomal protein S11 (gene RpS11). Bases 22 to 486 code for a protein of 154 amino acids. The record is from RefSeq and is a predicted model, not a curated record. Lineage: Eukaryota; Metazoa; Arthropoda; Insecta; Diptera; Glossinidae. The transcript has 4 exons. Gene Ontology annotation, molecular function: structural constituent of ribosome. Gene Ontology annotation, biological process: translation. Gene Ontology annotation, cellular component: cytosolic small ribosomal subunit; ribosome.
AGUUCUCUCUUUUUCUUCAACAUGGCCGAUCAGCAAACUGAACGUGCUUUUCGGAAACAAUUCAGUGUUCCGGUAAUACGUAAGAAGCCCUUGAAUAUUAAGAAAAAACCACGUUUCCAUCGUAGCAUUGGUCUGGGUUAUAGAACUCCGGCCGAGGCCAUCGAUGGAACCUACAUUGAUAAGAAGUGCCCCUUUACAGGUAACGUAAGAAUACGCGGUCGCAUUUUAACGGGCGCCGUGCGUAAAUGCAAGAUGCAAAGGACCAUCGUCAUACGACGCGAUUAUUUACAUUUUGUGCGGAAGUACAGCCGGUUUGAGAAACGGCACAGGAACAUGAGCGUCCAUUUAUCUCCCUGCUUUAGGGAUGUUGAAAUUGGCGACAUUGUUACAGUGGGCGAGUGCCGUCCUCUAUCUAAAACUGUACGCUUCAAUGUUUUAAAAGUUACCAAGGGUCAAGGUUCUAAGAAAAGCUUCAAAAAGUUUUAAAGCAUUAGAUGUACAAACUUAGAUAAUAAUAAAAAAUUAUUCAAAAAAAUCGUUUUUUAAACACUUUCAAGAUUGACGCCUAUAACAAGACUUAAGAAAAUCAGCUGAUUAAGCCUUUCUGCGUCUCAUAUUUUCCUCCAAGGUGAUUAUAAAAUCAUAAAGGCCUAGUUAAAGAAAAAAUUGCUGAGAAAAACUUGAUAAACUUUCCCAUUGACACAUUUAUAGUUUUCUUGCUUCUAUUGCUGGAUUAUAAUUGUAACAAAUUAGCAAUUUUCUACAAUGUAAGAUAUUUUAAAUACUUACACGGAUUACAACCAUUUUACCUAAACUCAAGACCUUACAACGCAAAAGUGGGAUGAAUUGGUCAUCAAUGAUGAGUUCUAUAUAUUUAAUGUACAGACAUCUUAGUUCGAUUAGUAAAUAAGGUCAGUUUGCUUUUUAAGCUAAGCUCUAAUAUUUUCUUCAAUUUCUUGCGAGAUUUGAACUUUUUAAUAAUUAGCAAGCGAUUCACUUAUAGAAUAAAUUUUGUUAUACUUUGGCAGCGUUUGGAAGUUAUCCAAAUUUCUCAAAAACAUUUUUGGAUGUCGGUUAAAACAUUUCAAAUGUGUGAUGCUUAGACGUAUAAGUGAAUGCAAAAGAGAAUGUGGUCAUGUUCUCAAAACUCCUUCCAAAUAGAUUAAUCUACCUUUGUGCUUUGUUGCCACAAGUUCAAAGUCUAUUAAAAAGUAUCUUUGUUUAGCCUCGUAGUUAAGACAGUUCUAAAGAAACC